This is a messenger RNA of Striga asiatica, 1682 nucleotides long. NCBI's taxonomy places the organism in Eukaryota, Viridiplantae, Streptophyta, Magnoliopsida, Lamiales, Orobanchaceae. The record is from the annotation of a GenBank genome assembly.
CGAAGUGUCAAAGUCCAAAUGUGGUGACAUAAAUGAAAGGUCAAUAAAGUCGUGAUGUCAUAUGCAAAUAAUUUUGCCUAGUAUGUAUGUAAAUGAACCUAUGUAUUUCGGCCUCCUACAGUCCACACGCAACCAAUUGGCCCAACAGCUUGUAAUUAAAGCCCAACUUCUCAUCAAUUGCAAUUUUAGCCUAAAUUAAAAAUUCGGAGAGUGUUCAUCUCCUUCAUGCCUUGCACCAAAUCUGCUGGUGGCGGCGGACCUCAACUGUCGGCGGCAUCGACCGAAGGAUUUUGCUCGUGAGUGGCGGGGGACGUUCUGAUAGUAGCGAGGCACCCUGACCCUGAACUCGCGGCGGCUCACGACAGCCCAUCUCUUGUGUCUCUUACACCGGCGGCGGCCCAUCUCGCAGCGAUCAGACCUCGAACUCGCAACGGCUUGCAACAGCCCAUCGGUUGUGGAUCUUGCACCGGCGUCGACACAGUUCGCAGCGAUCAGGCCUCGAAUUCAUUGCUCGUCCAACGGCGGAGGCGGGGUCUCGCCGUUCACCUUGACUCGGUUGGAGGCGGCAUCGACCGACGAGUUCUGGUCGCGAGCGGCGGACGAUCGGACCUCGGUUGUGGGCGACAUCGACCGAAGAAGUGAUUUAGACAUAUAUUCAAUCCCCAGUCAAGCAGAAUAAUUCGGAAAAUGCUUAGAGCUUUUCCUCGGCAGGCUGCUGUGAAGAUAUGCACCGUGGCUGCUGCCUUUUCACGGCUCAAAUUUUCGCAGAGAGGAAUGCACAGUAGGAAUAAGAAGGCAAUGGAGUUCAUAGCCAAAGGGUUUAGUGCUGUGCAGGAAGUCGACAGAGUUAUUGAUUAUUGCGAACUUUACGACAAGCGUCUCAUUCCGUAUCUUAAGACUGCAAAGGAACAGUUUGAGUUGGCUCUUGAAGCUGACAACUCAAAUACUCAUGCCAGAUACUGGCUUGGAAAGUUGCAUCUCAAAUACCACCACUUCCCUGGUGCAAAUAAAGCUGUAGGAGCUGCAUUGUUAGUGGAAGCUGCGGAGAUGGGCAAUCCAGAUGCACAGUACGAACUAGGCUGCCGCCUAAGAGCUGAGAAUCCUUAUGUACAAUCCGAUCAGCAAGCUUUCUAUUAUCUGGAAAAGGCAGUUGACCAGCUGCAUCCUGGUGCUCUAUACCUCUUAGGAGCCGUAUAUUUAACCGGGGAUUGUGUUAGCCAAGAUGUUUCUUCUGCCAUAUGGUGUUUCCACAAAGCAUCCCAGAAGGGCCAUGCUGGUGCUGCUAUAGCCUGUGGAUCCCUUCUCCUUAGAGGGGUCCAGCUUCCUGAGUCGGUGACCAGAUUUGAGAAGAAAUCGGUUCCCAAAAGGCGGAAGGAUGCUGGAAGUCUGGAGACUGAUCCAGUUGAGAGAGCAAGAGAACAAUUCGAAAUUGCUGCCACUGCAGGAUGUGAUCUUGGACUGAGAUGGUUAAAUAAACUGGAAGAGAAAAUUGUAUUAGGUUCUUAAUGUUGUGUUGAAUUGUUAGCCUGGGUAAAACUGAGUGCUUAAUCUUUAAUUUAUUGUUCAACUGUUGAAGUUGAUAGAGAACUCUGUGUGUGCCAUUUUUUGUGUGCGCGUCUGUACUGGUGGGUACCUAAACUCAUCAUCAGGUUUUAUGGCGCAGAGAGAGAGAGAGAGAGAGA